GAUUGACUCCAUUUCAAAUCCAGAAUAUCCGAAUCCGGUACUAAGGUACGAACCAAACGCCAUCUUUAGUCACAACCAAAAACAGAUUCGAAUGCGCUACGCAAAUUGGGGAACAGAGGUCUGGAGCUUUCAGCUUUCGAGUCAGGGAAAGUAGACGGAAACUGAUCAAAAUCUCUCAUCCUCUAGCCUCUGAGACUAGAGGUUGAGUAACCAUGGCUUUUCUCCCCAUCCAAAUAGUUGUAUUAAUGCAGCUCUUGAUGAUUUUAGUUGCAUCCUUAUGUCUUAUGAAAAUUAAUGGUGUGGAUCUUGGAGAAGAAUUAACGGGAGGAGUACACGGAGGAGGCUCAGGUCAAGAACAAAGAGAGUUUGAUUACUUCAAGCUGGCUCUUCAAUGGCCAGGCACCAUUUGUCAAGGAAAUCACCGGUGUUGUGCCUCCAAUGGUUGUUGCCAAGGCUCGAAUUCGCUAUCUGAAUUUACAAUACAUGGACUAUGGCCUGAUUACAAUGAUGGAUCUUGGCCAGCCUGUUGCAAUGGUCCCAGAUAUGAUUCCAAAGAGAUUUCAACACUGACUGAUGUUCUCAAGAAGUAUUGGCCAUCUUUAAGUUGUAGUAAAUCAUCAACAUGCCAUGGAGGGAAAGGAACAUUUUGGGCUCAUGAGUGGGAAAAGCAUGGGACAUGUUGCUCUCCUGUUAUUCGUGAUGAAUACAGCUAUUUUUUGACGGCUAUUAAUGUCUACUCCAAGUAUAUGUCACAGUAA
Coffea arabica (coffee) is the source of this 758-nucleotide messenger RNA. NCBI's taxonomy places the organism in Eukaryota, Viridiplantae, Streptophyta, Magnoliopsida, Gentianales, Rubiaceae. The record is from RefSeq and is a predicted model, not a curated record.